Molecule: messenger RNA, 492 nt
Organism: Lachancea lanzarotensis
Lineage: Eukaryota; Fungi; Ascomycota; Saccharomycetes; Saccharomycetales; Saccharomycetaceae
Gene: MXR2
Product: LALA0S11e01024g1_1
Exons: 1
Coding region: 1-492 (163 amino acids)
Biological process (GO): protein repair; response to oxidative stress
Molecular function (GO): peptide-methionine (R)-S-oxide reductase activity
Source: RefSeq, a predicted model, not a curated record
AUGUUUAGAAGCACUGUGUUCAGAAGAAAUCUUGCAACAACAUUCAGAUAUUCUCUAUCAAGACAGUUUUCAAGUCACCCUAUUCAACUUAAGAUGAGCCCACCUAACUGGAACCCUGAACUUACAGCAGAGCAAUUGUUAGUGCUUCGCGAUAAGCACACCGAAAGACCACAUACGGGUGCAUAUCUAAAUAACAACGAUUCGGGAAUCUACCAUUGCGCCAAUUGCGAUUCGCCAUUGUACAAGAGUGAUACGAAGUUCAACUCUCAAUGUGGAUGGCCAUCGUUUUACGAAGAAGUAUCAAAGGGUGCCAUCACAUACAACCGUGACAGCACCAUGGGCAUGGUACGGACGGAAAUCUGCUGUGCGAAAUGCGGCGGACAUUUGGGCCAUGUUUUCGAAGGCGAAGGCUGGCGUGAACGAUUGGGUCUGCCUCAGGAUGUCAGACACUGUGUGAAUAGUUUGUCAUUGAACUUCAAAAAAAAGGAUUGA